Auanema sp. JU1783 is the source of this 2502-nucleotide messenger RNA. The record is from the annotation of a GenBank genome assembly. Lineage: Eukaryota; Metazoa; Nematoda; Chromadorea; Rhabditida; Rhabditidae.
AUGAAGUCGUCGCUAUGUUUCAUCAUUUUAUCACUUUUUAACUACACUCAGGGUCAGGAUUUCAUGUCACUAUUUGCGCCUUUCCUGGGCAGCGGAUUGGGUGGAAGUUCCCCACUAUCCGGAGGUUCUUCUCCCGGAGGCGGAGGAUUGGGAUCCUUAUUAGCUGGUAUUGGUAAUAAUGGAGGGCCCGGCUCUAAUUUGCCAUUCGCAGAUUUAUUCAAUUUGGGUGCUGGCUUAUUAAACAAGAGCCCAGCUAACCAACCAGGACCACAACAGAAACCUAGACCGACAAAUCGAGGUGGAAACAGGCCGCGUCCCAACCCUCCACCUCCUACUGCUCCAGUGCCAGAUGCUUCGGAUUAUGACGAGCCGUUAUCUAAGACUCAAAAGCCUCCUGCCCCUCCUCCACCCAAAUCACUCACUUGGCUUGAGGGAGAAGAAGAUUAUGAUGACAAUAUUGAUUUGAAACUGACAGGAGCCAGAGCAAUUCAACGUUCCCCAAGACGUGUUCAAAGUAAAAAUUUAGAUGUAACUCCUACUUCGAACAAUGAAUCUCCACAACCUAUCGGACGAAGUGUGCCGGUGGGACCAAACCCCAUUUAUCAUCGACCAAACGCCCGGACAUGGGUUCGUAAUGACGUUACGGGUCCUCCGAUAGGUCAAAAUGGCCAGCCUUACUACUAUCAACAAGCGGCUCCAACAACCUAUUAUCAGCCUGUAUAUAACCAAGCUUCACCCAUUCAACCUUUUGUUGUUCAACAUGCAGCUCCUGUUCAACCAGCUCCAAAUCCUUUGUUCCCGAACUUUGUUAAUUUGUUUCCAACUCUUCCACCUCCUACCAUUGCUGCUCCUCCACCACCUGGUGGACCAACUUUACCUCCAUAUAUUCCAAAAAGCGAUUCGAAACUCUUAGCUCAUAAUGCUGCAAGUAUGAUUCGUGAAAUAGUUACAUUCUCUGAUGGUCAUCGCGGUGGACAGCAAGACUAUUCAGCUGUUCAAAGUUUAAUGGAGCAUUUUUUUGAAAGUAUGGCUUCUCCACCUGGAUCUCAACCGGCAGCUGCAGUUCCUGCUUUCGAUUCUCCUCAACUAUUGUCUCCUCAAUAUGAUGGAACUGAACUUGGAGCUAAUCGUCCAUUAACAAACAAAUUGUUUGAAAGUGACAUGGUUCUAACUAUGGACCAAAUGAAGGGUGUCAUCUUGGCCUCCGAGCAAAAUCAUCGUGGUGGUUUGCGUCGUGGAAAACGAAAAGUUAUCACUGGAUCUGUUUACCGUUGGCCGAAGGGUCCAAUUCCUUAUCGUUUCAAAGGUGGUGACGAUAAAUGGAAACAGUUGAUUCGAUCAGCAUUACAUCAUUGGGAGAGUGAGACGUGUGUUCGCUGGAAAGAAAAUGCCCCAGGCAAAGAUUAUGUUGUAUUUUUCCGCGGCGGUGGAUGUUAUUCAAGUGUUGGAAGGACUGGAGGAUCUCAACUCAUUUCAAUUGGAUAUGGAUGUGAAGAUAAAGGAAUUGUUACUCACGAAGUUGGUCAUUCCCUCGGAUUUUGGCAUGAACAGUCUCGACCUGAUCGAGAUGAAUAUAUAUACAUCAAGAAAGAUUGGAUUAUCAAAGGUACUAAUGGGAACUUUGAGCGCAGAACAAAGGAUGAGAUAGAAGAUAUGGGUCUGCCCUACGAUUUGGGCAGUGUCAUGCACUAUGGAUCAUCGGCAUUCACUAAAGACUGGGACGAAGUCACAAUCCAAACAAGAGACAAAAACUAUCAAAGAACGAUUGGACAGAGAGUUCAACCUUCUUUCAUUGAUGUGAAACAAGUCAAUCGUUUGUAUUGCAAUGAAGUGUGUCCCAAAGUAUUGAAAUGCCGAAAUGGAGGAUACCCUGACCCCAAUAAUUGUAAAAAGUGUAAAUGUCCCCCUGGUUUAGGGGGAACUCAUUGUGAUUCCAUUCCUCAAAGUGAAGGAGCAUGCGGAGGAGAUCUGGUUGCAGCUCCGAUGUGGCAGGAACUUGGACAUCGUGGAAAGAAACGAUGUUAUUGGAGAAUUCGAACGGAUAAUGCAAGAAUUAAAUUCAUAUUAACGAAUGUCACCUAUCGAUGUGAAUCUACAUGCAAAGCCUAUGUAGAAAUCAAGCAUAAUUCUGAUUUCCAACAAACAGGAUUCAGAGCUUGCUGUCCUGAACAGGAAUACACAGUAACAUCAGAUCAAUCAGAAGUUUUAAUCUUUACUGAUCCUACCAUCUUAGACUAUGAAACAGGCUUCAACAUCCGAUUCAUCAAAGAUUCUGGUCUUCCAUUGCCCAAGCCUCCACCAGCUAAAUGGGUACCAGGACAAGAAAAUCGUGGGUUCCGCGGUCAAACAAGUUCAGGAGGUGCUGGAGGAGGUCCGGAUACUGUAGAGAAGUUCAUCUUGAACAUUGUACCUAAAAUCAGAGAUGCCCGAAGGCCGCUAGAAAGCUUAGCAAGCAUAGUAACAGAAUAUUCAUUAGCUAGCUUAUUAGGAAUAAGAAACUGA